AUGGCAACUCCAUUACAAACUGGUAGUUGUUUCAGCAGAGGAACAGACCUCCAAAAUCCUCAAAAGCAGUUUCGUCGUCCAUGUGAUGUUACUGUAGUGGUUAAGGAUGGCAAAGAAUUUGAUACGCAUGGACAUGUUCUCUCAGAGGCAAGUCCUUUCUUCGAGAAGCUUCUCGGCAGCGAAAUGAGAGAACGCAAGGAGCGAAAAAUUCGACUAGAAAUGUUGACAGAGCAAAUUUGGGGUAAAAUACUGAGUUUUAUUUACUCCGGCACUGUUCAGAUACAUAAUGAACAGGAUGCUCGGGACCUCAUCUCAAUGGCUGAUUACUUUCUAAUCAAGCAGUUAAAAAAUAUCGCCGGGGAGUUCUUGGCUCAGAAUCUGGAAACGUCAAAUUGUAUUUCGACUUAUCAUUUUGCAGAGAAAUAUCGAUGCGAAGAACUUCUUUUCGACACAAAGAGAUUCAUUCUUCGAAAUUUUAGCACCAUCGCAACCACGGAAGACUUCUCUAACAUGUCGAGCAAAGAAGUAGAAAUGUGGAUUUCAAGUGACGAGACGAAUAUACAAGCCGAAGAGGACGUUUUUAAAGUCAUUCUAAGAUGGAUUAUGCGAAACAGAAAAGAGCGAAAACAGUAUUUUUACGAGUUAUUUCGUCACGUCAGACUCGCUUACGUAUCAGUUACCUACCUCCGGAAAGUCAUUGCGACAAGUAAUCUCGUAAGAGACAACAGGAAAUGUUUGCGACUCGUUAAAGAUGCUAUCAAGAAAUCCAAGAAAUCACAUAGACCCUCAGUAUGGCCUAGAAAGUCACUAGAAACUCCUCUUAUAACAGUCUGCGUAGAUAAAAGAAUCUUCAGCUAUUUCCCAAGACAGGAUAAAUGGUCUAGAUUAGGAGAAAGCAAACCACCAUGUUCCAUCAUAUUCUCUUCCCGUGGCCAGCUCUAUUUUGUUAAUCAAGUAUACCAUAAGCUAUUGCGGUACGAUUCGUUCUCUCACCGUUGGACAACGCUGCCGUACAACGAAAAGAAAAGUAUGCGGCAAGUUUAUAUUAGCAGUAAGGAUGAAAUUUUCGCCUUGAUGAUCGAUGACAGAAUAUCGUGUCUCGGUUGUAUUUCUCUGCGUUCAUCUCGUGCAUUAGAGAGCACCGAACACGAAGAGAUUCAACACCCUCCGCGUUGCGGAAAAAGUCAUCUUUCUUCUGUAAUGAGGUACAGACCCGAAAUAAACCUAUGGCAAGAGACAUCUUCAUUUGAUUUGGGUUCGAGAGAUGGAAUUUGCUUCGUUGCCAGUGAAAAGUUUGUUUACCUUAUAGGCGGUCACAUUCGAGGAGCUAACAAGAUUCUGACUGAUGUGGACAGAUUCGAUUUCACCAGGAACUCGUGGAGUAAGGCAGCUGACAUGUGGGAACCAAGACACUGCCCUUAUGGGGCUGCUCUACACGGGAAAGUUUACAUCACCGACAAUGGCGGCUACGACUUGGAGAACUUUACGUUCAAAAGGACGUGUGAGGUCUACAGCGAGGCAACGGAUGAAUGGCAUUUCGUUGCAAACAUGACAAUACCACGGUCCCGGCAUGGCAGUAUGCUGUGCGUUGAUGAGAAGAUUUGUGUCUUGGACGAUUAUUUUAAGAGCAUGAGUUACCUGGGAAUUAAAAUUCACUGCUACGACCCUGACAAAGAUGAAUGGCAAGAGCAAACAGAUCAUAAAAUACCAGUAAAGAGAGGUUACUCAGUUGGAUCCACAACUCAUUAUUCCCUCCACACUUGCGCUACGAGUAUUUUUCAGCCGGGACAACGCCUUGCAAGCGAAUCUUCCACGACCACUUUUGACAAAUUCAAGUGUCUGAUUAUGUAGACCGAUGCAAGCUUAAGUUACCAUAAACGUAUCCUCCAUAAAGAGAAGACCACUAAACAAGUUUCAUUCGGUAGAGGUAUUCUGCCUGGGGUGAAGGAAUUGUGCAUAUAUUUAAAAUAGUCUGGAAGUUCCUCCAUUCUCGAACCUUCUCACAAUUUUGUCAAAUUCUCCAUUUUCGCAGUUGUGUGCAUAUCUCGUUCUAAGAAGCGAACCUUGCUCACAAAGACAAACCCUGAGCCUCUAUUUAAUCUCUCCUCUCAAAAGAACUGAUCGUGUGAGAUGUAUGUGUCUAAAAAAGUAAUACCUUAGUUCAAUAGCGUUUACCUUUGGAAUAAUCUCUACAUGGGAGAAUCAUUUUAAUUCUCUCCCAUGACGAGUUAAGACCUCUCCUGUAGUUAGUUAAUGCGCCGACAUGAAGAAAAAAGGAAAGUACGAUUGUUUUUAUCCGUAGAGAUCAUAAAAAAAAAUUACUGGUGGAGGCGCAGAGAGCAAUUUGAACGACAGAAAACGAGAAACGUAUGAUUUCAUGAAACACAAUUUUUAUGCUCUUUUACGUUGUACAAAA
Messenger RNA from Pocillopora damicornis (cauliflower coral), 2416 nucleotides. Its product is annotated as kelch-like protein 12. Gene Ontology annotation, molecular function: protein binding. The record is from RefSeq and is a predicted model, not a curated record. Lineage: Eukaryota; Metazoa; Cnidaria; Anthozoa; Scleractinia; Pocilloporidae.